AUGGUAGGAAAUAGUACGAUACGCAAAUUCCCUUUUGAAUUCUGUCGUGGUAUUUUUGCCUGUAAAGAUUCACCGGGAUUACCUACCUACAAUGCCAAACAACCUACUGGGUUAUUACUACAACUUGUCCUAUGUAGUUCAGUCGGCUUCUUGUGUUUUGUAUUAUUUUGUUAUCUUCGUGUUAGAUGGCCUUCCAUGUAUGCUCCUCGUCUCAAUAUGAAAAAACAUGCACCAAAGCAAUUAUCUUCUUCUUUCUUUGGUUGGAUUUUACCUGUAUUGAAAACUCCCAAUUCGGAAGUUCUGGAAAAAGUGGGUUUGGAUGCUGUUGUGAUGCUUCAAUUUUUGUUGAUGGCUGCCAAACUUUUUGCUCUUUGUGGUUUCUUUGGUACUGUGGUUCUCUAUCCUAUUAGUCGUAUGGGUGGUGAUUUAUUGAAUUCGACAGAUCCAUCUAAUAAUCAUACGGAUACCAACUCAACAUCUUUUCUAUAUUACGACUUGGCAACCCCAACAGCUCCUGAAACAUCAAACUCCUUUUUAUGGAUUUAUCUCUUCUUUACCUACUUCUUCUGUUUGGCCACAUUUUAUUUUACUUUCCUCAAUUAUCGUGAUUAUGUGCGUAUCCGUCAAGAAUUCAUGCUCCGGAUUGGAAGAACUAUUCCUUCACGUACUGUGUUGGUCAGUGGUAUUCCUCCUGCCCUUCGAUCUGAUCAAGCAUUAGCUGACUAUUUCGAGAAACUAGGUAUUGGUGUUGUCGACUCGGUGCAUAUUAUACGACAUGUCAGUCGCUUAUUGGAUUUUAUCAAAGAACGAGCUCUCUGUUUGCGACAAUUGGAAACUGCCUAUGCUCGAUUUUGGGGAAAUCCUUGUAAUGAUCCUGCAUAUGAUCCAGACUUUUUAUUAUCUGAAGCAGAACAGGAUCAACGUUUGAACGCUUUGAAUUGUAUAUUCACCAAACUCAAGAACAAAGUCAAGGAACCCACUAGACCUCUGGCAAAAGACGGAUUCUUAGGUGUCGUUGGUAAACAUGUGGACGCUAUUGAAUAUUACACUGAAAGAUUCAAUGAAUUGGAUGCUACUGUGAUCAAGGCAAGACGAUAUGGCAAGUUUUUACCUACUAGUGUUGGUUUUGUCACAUUUGAAGAUACCAUGAGUGCUUCUAUUGCUUCUCAAGUCUUGAUCGACUCAACACCUUUUCGAUUAAAAGCCCAACUCGCACCAGAACCUCGUGAUGUACUUUGGGAAAACAUUGCCAUGCAUGGAAGAGAAAGAUGGAUUCGCAAAGUUCUUAUGUUUGGUGUUUUACUUCUUUUGGUCUUUUUUUGGGUGAUUCCUAUCUCUUACUUUUCUGCUCUUACCAAUGAAAACUCUUUGCGAUAUUAUUUCCCAUGGCUGAUGGACCUGGCAUCAAAAAACAAGAUUUUACAACAAAUUAUUCAAUCCUUUUUACCUACUCUUGGUGUGGUGAUAUUUAUGGCCAUUUUACCCAUGAUCCUCAACGCUUUAAGUGUAGUGGAAGGAUUCCCAACGAGAAGUGAAGCUGAAGAAUCUACCUUUAGCAAAUAUUUUUUCUUUUUGUUAUUUAAUGUGUUACUUGUUUUCACUGCUUCAAGUGCAUUAUUCAAAACCCUCCGUGAAAUACUGGAAGAUCCAUCCCAAAUUGCAAAUAUCUUGGCCACUAAACUCCCCCAGGUUGCUCCUUUCUUUGUGAAUUAUACCGUCAUUCAUGGCAUGAUGCUUCUUCCUAUUCAGCUUUUACAAAUUGGACCUGUCAUCACCCAAACCUUCCAUCGUACCUUUAUAUCAAAGACACCUCGUGAUUAUGCAGAAGUACUUGCACCUCGAAUGUAUAACUAUGGUUGGGGUUAUCCAAUGCCGGUCUUUCUUUUUGUGGUUCUCUUGGUAUAUUCAACUAUCACUCCACUUAUCUUGGUAUUUGGUACUUUUUACUAUUGUAUGUCCUACCUUGUAGUCAAAUAUCAACUAUUAUAUGUCUAUUUCCAUCCUUAUGAAGUUGCAGGACGUAUGUGGCCAUUGGUUUUUUCAAGAAUCAUUGUCGGAUUGCUUUUAUUCGAAACAUUGGCAGCUGGUUUAUUUGUAUUGAAUAAAGCAUAUACUUUGGCUCUAUUGUGUACACCUUUGGUAUUUUUAACUCUUCUAUUCAACUUUGGUAUGGAUCGCGCUUAUCAAAAAAGUACUCAAUACCUACCUUUACAAUCUGCACCUGUGACUCCCAAACCACAAGAACAACAACAGCAACAACUUAUUACAAUGAAUAAUGGAAGUAAUGCAAAUCUAGUGAAUUUACGACGUCGUCGAACUGUGCUAGAUGAAGAUGAUUACGAAGCAGAAACUCGGAAAUAUACCAACUUCAAGGAACCACCUAUGACUUUACUCAAUGGUAUUUUGAACACUGGCAUGAAAAAGUAUGCACAUCCAGCCUUUCUUGGUGUUCUUCCUCAGUUAUGGUUACCAAUCAAGGCACGCCCUCGACAUCAACGACGACAACAACAGUAUAGUAAUAAUACUGAACAAACCGAACAACAACCAUUGAUAGCGGAUGAUAGUGGAAAUAUUCAACCUACUGGUGAUCACAAUGAUGAUGAUCAGCCUACACAUGCAACAAAUGGAGUUAUAGUGUCAACAAGUAGUAGUAAUAAUAUAUACCAAUCAUUACCAUCCCCAUCAUCAUCACCACAACAACAACAGCAGCAACAACAACAACCUGAUUCCUCUGAAAAUGAUCGUGCUGAUUCUGCACCAAUACUGACGACAACAAGCAACUCGAUGGUGACAGGACAAGAACGGGAUACCACAGAACUUUCAACUGAUAUACCCUCAGAUGAAGAAGACAGUAUGGAAGACGAAGUGGAUACGAAUAAUGGAACAUAUUAUCAUCACCCUGAACGAAAAGUAUCCAAAACAUUACUCAGCCGAUCGUAUGGUGCUACUGGUUAA
This is a messenger RNA of Halteromyces radiatus, 2955 nucleotides long. RefSeq lists its product as uncharacterized. Gene Ontology annotation, molecular function: calcium-activated cation channel activity. The record is from RefSeq and is a predicted model, not a curated record. The coding region runs from base 1 to 2955 and encodes 984 amino acids. The transcript has 11 exons. Gene Ontology annotation, cellular component: plasma membrane. Lineage: Eukaryota; Fungi; Mucoromycota; Mucoromycetes; Mucorales; Cunninghamellaceae.